Molecule: messenger RNA, 1354 nt
Organism: Saccostrea cuccullata (small rock oyster)
Lineage: Eukaryota; Metazoa; Mollusca; Bivalvia; Ostreida; Ostreidae
Product: delta and Notch-like epidermal growth factor-related receptor
Exons: 10
Coding region: 15-1292 (425 amino acids)
Molecular function (GO): scavenger receptor activity
Source: RefSeq, a predicted model, not a curated record
AUACACAAACUUAGAUGUUUACAAUCAUGUAUGGGAUGUGUUUUCUUUUUGGAAUACUUCUAGUUUCCAAUGCCUUUGCAAGGAACCAGUGUACAAAUGGCACCAAAGUCGGUAAGACAGCUGGGGAUAGGACAGAUAGCAUUUCUAUUGGGACAACAUUUCUCCUAAAUAGCAAGGACAAUGAAUAUCGUAUGAAUUGCAGUGGGUUUUUAAUUGAAUGGGAUAUAAGGAUUGCAAGUACGGGUGUUUUGUAUGCGGAGGUGUGGCGACAGGUAACAGGAAUCUGGACUCUUAUUGGUGUUAAUAAAAUUAAUGUCCCGGCCGGAGAUGUUGGAAUUUUGAAAAACGAGGUUGUCCCCCUGGCAGAUCAAAUAGCUGUGGAAAGUGGAGAUUAUCUUGCAUUCAAGUCAUCAGGAAAUACCAUAGUGGAGUUCAUCAGAACUAAUAACGGUGUGGGUAGCAGCAAUGACCAGAUACAGUUUUCUACUACAGCGGCACACACAGUAUCUUCAACUUCUAAUUUUACAGCAUACACAACAGAACCAAACAUAGAAUUUGGAAUCAGAGCAACCCUUGCUCCUGCUUGUAGUGUGGGAUUAUAUGGAGAAAACUGUGCACUGAAUUGUAACGAGCACUGUAUCGGCUGUAACAGAAUAAAUGGAAUUUGUGAUAAUGGAUGUAUUCCUGGUUGGAAGGGGGAAUUCUGUGAUGAAGAAUGUAAACGUGGAUUUUAUGGAAAGGAUUGCAACUUGCAAUGUGGCAAUUGUCAUGAGUCAGCGCAAUGCCAUCUUGAGAACGGUUCGUGCUUGAAUGGGUGUUCUGCUGGUUAUAAGGGUUUACUAUGUAACAAAGUCUGUUCCUUUGGGUUGUAUGGGGCUAACUGUGAACAAGAGUGUAGCCUUUUUUGUAAGAAAUCACUUGUUUGUCAUCAUGUUUCCGGUAUCUGCCUUGGAGGUUGUAAAACAGGCUGGAAAGGACACAGAUGUUGGAAAGAUACAGACGAAGAACAAAUCGUGGAUGUUAUUGAGGACCUGAGGAUACAAUUCUAUUGUGUUCUUGGUAUAUGCUGUUUUCUAGUUAUUCUCCUAGGCGUGUUUACACUAUACAUCAAAUUUAAACGGAAUACUGGGAUAAAAGAGAAAUCCAGGAUUCAUCUUAGUGGUUCCACUUUACAAGAAAAAGAGGAAGGAACAACUUGCAUAUCAGUGGUUGAUGAUGGAAAGAAAUUUGGCACUGAGUAUCAGGAAAUUGGGGAUCUGAGCCCGCCUUCGAACUACGACUUGCCAACUUAAAUCUUGACAUGAAGCACAGUAAACUCAUCACUUAUUUCAUUCCUAGAUUAAGAUGUUUUAAA